AUGAAGUCCUUCCUGGCGCUGCUACUGCUGACUGUCCUGGGUGCUGCCCUGGCCCGGGCCCUGCACUGCCACGUGUGCUGUGGCCACGAGAACUGCGAGUCCCUAGUGGAGUGUGCGGCGACCGACAAGUACUGCGUCAUCACACGGGCCACCAACCCGGGUGGCAUGCUUGUCAUGAAGUCCUGUGCCCCGACCUGCCCCAACAGCACCGUGUCCUCUGAUGGCCGCGCUCUCUCUGUCUCCUGCUGCCAAGACAGCCAGUGCAACCGCAGUGCCGCCUCCAGUCUGGCGGGCAGCCCUGGUGCCCUGUGGGCCAGCGCCUCUGCCAGCCUGCUGUGGGUGCUGCUGCAGGCCGCCUGGUGA
This is a messenger RNA of Ochotona curzoniae (black-lipped pika), 363 nucleotides long. RefSeq names its product lymphocyte antigen 6D-like. The record is from RefSeq and is a predicted model, not a curated record. The transcript has 3 exons. NCBI's taxonomy places the organism in Eukaryota, Metazoa, Chordata, Mammalia, Lagomorpha, Ochotonidae. Gene Ontology annotation, molecular function: acetylcholine receptor inhibitor activity. The coding region runs from base 1 to 363 and encodes 120 amino acids.